Molecule: messenger RNA, 3601 nt
Organism: Acipenser ruthenus (sterlet)
Lineage: Eukaryota; Metazoa; Chordata; Actinopteri; Acipenseriformes; Acipenseridae
Product: zinc finger protein OZF-like
Exons: 2
Coding region: 629-2248 (539 amino acids)
Biological process (GO): regulation of immune system process; regulation of cytokine production; negative regulation of transcription by RNA polymerase II
Source: RefSeq, a predicted model, not a curated record
AAUAGAUCAAAAGAGAAAAGGUCUCAAGAAGAUGACAAAAACCAGAUGUAUGGACCUUUGUGGCACCAGGGGUGUGAAGAAUGCACUGAGUUCAGAGGUCUUCACACUAGAUCACACACACACACUCACACACACACACACUCGCACAUGAAAUAUAUGGUAACAGGAUAAUGAGUUGUACCUUUUCUAUUGGUUAAGUGUCAGAGAAAGAGGAGGAGAGAGACAGACACCUAUGCAGAAGGGUAUUUAAUGUCAUGCAACAAUUGUAAGAACGAGUAUUCUGUUUGUCCUGUACCUGGGACCAGACUCCUGAUUGAAGAAAAGGACUCUGUGCAGUUUCUUGAAUCUACUUACUCACCAUCCUUUUUUAAGUUACAUCAGACCGUAAAGGGAAAAUUGUAAUGUCAGACCUGGUCCAACAUGGCCGCAAAUGGUUAAACUUUUUCAACAGAUAAAAUCCUAUGAUAUUAUAAAUUUAUUACAAGAAAUUCUGUGUUCCUUCAAUAGUAAAGCCACUCCUGCUAUAAUGCCAGAUUGCAUUUGUCCCUUGAAUGCCGUUCAUUACACUAUUUAAAUUGAUACAUGAUUAUUUUUUCAGCAGCUACUAAACAGAAUCCGGUCUGCUGCCAUGGACAGUGUGAAGAUGGAAUCUGUCCAGAUUAAAGAGGAGUUCCCUGAACUUGAACUUGUCCCCAUUAGAGUGGAGUUCUCUGGGCUGGCUUCCCUCCCCAUUAAACAGGAGCUCUGUGAGAUACAAUGUGACAGCAGUCAGCCAGAGGUCUCUGACAUUAAAGCUGAGCACAAUGAAUUGGAGAUCCCCCAGAUGGAAGAAUCCCUUCCUGUGAAACAAGAAGAGGUUCUGGAAACUGUCCAUAUUAAACAGGAGCCCCCUGAAGUAGAGUUUGAGGACAUGGAACCAGUGAAGGAAGAAUCCGAGGACUUCAAACCAAACAUCCUUGAGCAGGAGCCUGUACGCCUGCGGGAGUGUAGCAUGGUGCUGGAGAGAAUCUGCGUGAGAGAGCAAGGCGCUGGAGAGGAAGGCUCUCCCAACAGCACGCAAGGAGGUGGAAAGGAAGACGGGCGCUCCCAUUCAGAAUGCAGUCUAGCAGGUUCCAGUCCAGCAGCUAAAGCGAGGGCGGGCGGUGGAGAAUAUCCUGACUGUGGGAAAGGUUUCACCCAGUUAGGAAACCUGAAAACACACCAGCGAAUUCAUACAGGAGAGAAACUGUAUAGCUGCUCUGACUGUGGGAAAAGUUUCAGAGAAAGAGGAACCCUGACAAAACAUCAGCGAAUUCACACAGGAGAGAAACCGUAUUGCUGCUCUGACUGUGGGAAGAGUUUCAGAGUUUCAGGAAAACUGAAAACACACCAGCGAAUUCAUACAGGAGAGAAACUGUAUCGCUGCUCUGACUGUGGGAAGAGUUUCAGAGAAAGAGGAACCCUGACAAAACAUCAGCGAAUUCACACAGGAGAGAAACCGUAUUGCUGCUCUGACUGUGGGAAGAGUUUCAUUCAGUCAGUUCAUCUGAAAACACACCAGCGAAUUCACACAGGAGAGAAACCGUAUUGCUGCUCUGACUGUGGGAAGAGUUUCAUUCAGUCAGAUCAUCUGACAACACACCAGAGAAUUCACACAGGAGAGAAACCGUAUUGCUGCUCUCACUGUGGGAAGAGUUUCAGUCAGCCAAGAGCCUUGAAUAAACACCUGCGAAUUCACACUAGAGAGAAACCAUAUAUCUGCUCUGACUGUGGGAAGAGUUUCAGCCACACAGAAUCCCUGAAAACACACCAGCGAAUUCAUACAGGAGAGAAACCGUAUUGCUGCUCUGACUGUGGGAAGAGUUUCAGUCAGUCAGGAUACAUGAAAACACACCAGCGAAUUCACACUGGAGAGAAACCAUAUCUCUGCUCUGACUGUGGGAAGAGUUUCAGUCACACAGUAUCCCUGAAAGCACACCAGCGAAUUCAUACAGGAGAGAAACCAUAUUGCUGCUCUGACUGUGGAAAGAGUUUCCGUUUUAAAACCAAUCUUCAUACACACCAACGAAUUCACACAGGAGAGAAACCAUAUCACUGCUCUGACUGUGGGAAGAGUUUCCGUACUAAAAAUGACCUUCGAGUACACCAACGAACUCAUACAGGAGAGAAACCGUAUUGGUGCUCUGACUGUGGCAAGCACUUCCGUCAGGCAGGAGCUCUGAAAUCACACCAGAGACGAAGCCCAUGUUCAUUCAGAACGAAACCUUAACCUUUCAUUAUGAGUCCCUGUGUAAUUUACUGUUUUGUGUAUCGCUCUAAGAGCUUGAUUUUUAAAUGUUCAAAAUGCAUUUCAGCUCUCUUGCACUCUGAUUGUGUCAGAAAGUGGGCGGAGACGCGGACACGUCACAAGAGGCUUCUCUGCUGUCAGUUUAACUCAGGCUGUCAAUGCAGUCAGUGCCUGGGAGCAGGAAUAUGCAGAAAGGAAACUAUUCUGCACCUCAUCUGAUGGACGAGUCAGGAGAAAUUGAUAACUCAGUGUGGGGAAUGAGUUUCAGGGUUUAGCAUUUAAACUGCAUAGACUUGAAAAUAAAUACAUUGAUGGGAACGAGUAUCCCGACCCCGGUAUGUAGCAUCCCAGAGACAAGACUGCACCGUCCUUACUGGACAACCGCCUGGAGGGUUUGUCUUGUACAUUUUGUCACGUUUCUAGAACAAAUGAAUCACAUCAAUGAUUGAAUAUUUUGCAAUGUGCAUUGUCCAUGCUUUUAUUUUACACUGCUUUUGUAAACUGCACCAUGUAAUACAAGUGUAGCACGCAUGUGCACGGGUCAUAGGUACAGAAACUCAGACAGGUUUUAUACCAACUCUUUCUUGCUCUUUUGCAGUGUUGGACCAUAAGAGUAGUUAAAGGGCUCCUCUGUGGUAUGAUUGUGUGGCACCUGCAGAUGUACAAGGGAGUGGAGAAAUGUGUAGCAUUGUAGAGCUUACCAGGAAUAGGCCCCGGUAGCCAUGGCGACUUGAGGUGAAAUGGCCUGAUCACCAUAGUAACACCAAUAUGUAUUGGGGGAGAACGCCUCUCCCGAAUUCCUGAGCUUUGGAGGCCCUGAAUAAACAAGAUCGGGUUGCACCUGGACUCCAAGGUGAGAGGUUGAAGAUGAAUAAUCCUUUGUGCUAGGGUUAGGUUUUCAGUAAGAAGAGAGAGCUACGGGUAACAGCCUUACAAGAGCUCUUCACAAUAUUCAACAGGGACACCCCAUAGUUUGAUCAACAUUAUAAGAAACUUAAAUAAAUCAAAAGGCCAUAAAGAGAAACUCGACCAACUGGGUUGCAAUCGAAGAAAGGAAAAGUCAACAAAUGUUGAACCAAUAAUGAAUGAACUGAUUCAGCCUGCUGCCACUGGUCAAAUUUACAGCAAGAGUUUUCCAAUCCACUGAGCGAGUCUGGGUUGUGUGACCAGGAAUACAAGCAAAUCCUACAGGAAAUCAGCCUCUGACGCUGGAACAUUGAACCACAAACAACAACUUCAUUCUAACCUGCAUCGACUACAAGACAAAGAUUGAGUAUCCCAGCUCAACUAAAGAGUGCAGAGAUUGACAGAAUCUAUAUGUGGGAAUGUAAUACA